Messenger RNA from Pelobates fuscus (common spadefoot toad), 1169 nucleotides. RefSeq names its product odorant receptor 131-2-like. Gene Ontology annotation, cellular component: membrane. Lineage: Eukaryota; Metazoa; Chordata; Amphibia; Anura; Pelobatidae. The transcript is spliced from 2 exons. Gene Ontology annotation, biological process: detection of chemical stimulus involved in sensory perception of smell. Bases 67 to 921 code for a protein of 284 amino acids. The record is from RefSeq and is a predicted model, not a curated record. Gene Ontology annotation, molecular function: olfactory receptor activity; odorant binding.
AGACAAGAAACUGGAAUGGUCACAUUUGUUACGGUAGCAAACCAGACAAGACCCUGUGAAUAAACUAUGAACACAUCCACCAAUGCUUCCAGCUUAAGUCAUCUUAGAGAGACAAUCAAGGCAUGUGUAUACCUGGUAGACUUCCUUAUCUGUUCUGUAUUCACCAUUCUGAUCCUGCACACUGUAUUGAGGGAUGCUGCCUUGAGAAAGGAAGUGCGUUUCUACUUUUUGUGCCACCAUCUUGUUUGCUUGACUUUAUUCUUUGGUUUGGGAACCAUAUUUUGUGGUAUACGGGCAUUUAGAUUUAACGUUCCAGUCCUUGUGUGCUGGGUCAUCUUUGCUGUACAGAUAGUGAUUGGUAGAGGAGUUCUGUUAACCCUUGUCUUGAUGGCAUUGAACACUUGUGUUGCCGUGUGCUGGCCACUGAAACAUCAUGCACUUGUCCACUCCGUUAAGCGCAAAAUUGUUGCAUGCAUGUGGACGAUUGCACUGCUUGAUCCUCUUAUAUCAGUAAUAUAUGAAAGUAUAAAGAAACCUCUGGAAUUACUUGUACUCUUAGAUCCAACUUGCCCUUCGGGUCUUACAAGCUUGGCUUCCAGAAUAAGUGGUGUCAUUUUCACACUCUUGGUACUUGGCCUAAUCUUGGCUUCCUAUAUUUUACUAUACAGAGAAGGGAAAAGAGCUGGACAUUUUAACAGCUCAAACGUCCAUGCCAGACGAACCAUCAUCAUACAUGGGAUACAGAUUGUUUUUCACAUUCUUCCGGUGAUAAUAAACAUUUCAAUAGGUGGAAAAACCAGAUACAUUGCCUUGGACGUGACUAGUUUCAUUAUCUUUAGCCUCGCUCAGUGCCUCAGUCCUGUCGUUUACGGAUUAAGAUCUUCUGACCUGAGAAACAAACUCUUUAGAAGGCAACAUUAAUGUGGAAUUAAUGCCUGAAUGGACAAAUGAGCUAGUCACUUGGGCGAUGGUCAAGUUUACAUAUGGACUUGAGAUGACCUAUUGCUCUGUAAGGUAUUAUUUAUAGCUUGAAGAAAUGAAUGUUGGGUAUAUGACUUGUGCAUUUUUCAAGAAAAAUAAGACCAACAUAAAGCAGCAUUCUUCUCUUAAAGGGACACUAGCAUGAUUUUCAGCAUUUUGUGUUGAACUUCUAGAAUAUUUCUGCAGAA